Molecule: messenger RNA, 1908 nt
Organism: Striga hermonthica
Lineage: Eukaryota; Viridiplantae; Streptophyta; Magnoliopsida; Lamiales; Orobanchaceae
Source: the annotation of a GenBank genome assembly
AUGCCAGGCAUACCUCUCGUGGCUCGUGAAACUGCGAAUUGUGUUUGCAAUUGCAGUUACUCUAGAGGGGCAGAUCAUAUGUGUCGCCAAGAUCCCCGUGCACAUUUGUCUCCGGAAGAGCAAAUUGCAGCUGAGGAGAGCCUUUCAAUUUAUUGCAAGCCAGUUGAAUUAUACAAUAUUCUUCAGCGCCGAGCUGUUAGAAACCCAUCCUUCCUUCAGAGAUGUUUGCGAUACAAAAUACAUGCAAAAAACAAGAGAAGGAUUCACAUGACAAUAUCUCUUCCAUCAACUGUAAAUGACGAAUCUCGAAUUCAAAGUAUAUUCCCUUUAUGUGUCCUGUUAGCAAGACCAGUUUAUAGUCCUGCAGUUGUAGAGGAUUCUGCAGCUUAUCAUUUCAGUCGAGCAUGUAUAUUAACUAAAUGUGUGGGAGAUGGUCGGAUGAGCCAAGAUCAAGCUAAUUUUAUUCUUCCUGAGUUUAACAAACUGUCAGCAGAAGUUAAAUCUGGUUCUCUCUCUAUAUUGUUUGUCAGUUGUGGUAUGCUGUUUUUCCCUAAUAUUUGUGUUGUAUUUGUUUUAUUCAUAGCAAAUGUUGAGGGUCCUUGCUUCCUCGGUAAAAUUCCAAUGGAGCUACUUCAUUUAUCAUGGGACAAAUCUCUGAACUUGAGUGGUGGGCAGAGAGCUGAGAUGCUGUCUACUGUUGACUUGCAUUCAUGCUCCUUGAAGACAAACUGCUUUGGAGAUGACAAAUGCUUCUCAUUUCGUAGUCCUCGUGACAGAACUAUGCCUAUGUCUCAACAACUUCAAGUCCGUGUUGCGGCAGAAGAAGUUGGAACCAAGGAGAGAUCUCCUUAUGAUUCAUUUUCAUACAGAGGCAUUCCUUCCUCCACUUUGCCACAGAUUAUUAGGUUGAGGACUGGAAAUGUAGUUUUCAACUACAAAUACUAUAAUAACAAGUUGCAGAGGACCGAAGUAACGGAGGACUUUACAUGCCCUUUCUGUUUGGUUAAAUGUGCAAGCUUGAAGGGGCUGAGAUAUCAUUUGCCCUCCUCUCACGACCUCUUCAACUUUGAAUUUUGGGUAACAGAGGAAUUUCAAGCAGUGAAUGUAUCAGUUAAGACAGAUACAUGGAGAUCUGAGAUUGUUGCUGCAGGUGUUGAUCCUAAGCAACAAACUUUUCUCUUUUGUUCAAAGGCUGCACGACGUAGGAAAAGGAAGAGCUUAAUGCAAAGUUCAAGGCAUGUGCACCCUCUUGUCUUAGAGUCAGUGAUUCCGGGAUCAAUCAAUGAGCCUCGAGACAUGACUGAUGGUAUUGCAGAGAGUGGGGACCGUGAUGCAUCCAGUCCUAGAAUUUCAUCAGCCACAACUCAUUCAUAUGCUGAACCUGAGUGUACUCAGACAUUACCUGGAACCAACCUUGCACCUCCCGCUUUACUACAAUUUGCAAAGACAAGGAAAUUAUCAAUUGAACGGUCUGAACCCAGAAAUCGUGCACUCUUGCAGAGGCGGCAGUUCUUUCACUCUCAUAGAGCUCAACCAAUGGCCUGGGAGCAAGUCCUGUCUGAUCGUGACAGUGAGGAUGAAGUUGAUGAUGAUGUUGCAGAUCUUGAAGAUCGAAGGAUGCUCGAUGACUUUGUGGAUGUUACAAAGGACGAGAAGCAGUUGAUGCAUCUCUGGAAUUCUUUUGUCAGGAAGCAAAGAGUCCUUGCAGAUGGUCAUAUUCCUUGGGCCUGUGAGGCGUUCUCCAAAUUGCAUGGUCAAAAUCUUGUCCGAACACCUGCUUUACAAUGGUGUUGGAGAUUAUUUAUGAUUAAACUGUGGAACCAUGGCCUUCUUGAUGCUCGCACCAUGAACAAUUGCAAUAUAAUUCUCGAGCAAGUCCAAAGCCAGGAUAUUGACCCGGGAGAAUGA